UGUCGACGAUCCAUCCCGCACUCGCUCUGAACGGCUGAUCGAGCCCCGACUGGAUCUUCGUCUGCAUCCGCCAGCAUCCGCCAGCAUCCACCAGCAUCCACCAGCAUCUGCAUCUCGUCUAUCCAUGUCGUCCGCAGCUCCUUCCCGAACCGCUGUCCUCUCGCUCUAUCGGUCCUUCAUCCGCACCGCGAAACAGUUCAAAUCCUACAACUACUCGCAGUAUGUCCAACGACGGGCCCGUGAUACCUUCCGGGAGCACAUGAACGAAACCGACGCCAUCCGCAUUGCGGCUCUCUACCAGCGCGGCAUCUCCGAUCUCGAGAUCGCAAAGCGCCAGGCCUGGGUCAACUCGCACUUUGGAUCAGGAAACCUGGUGGUCGAAAGCCAGCACCACCGUGUCCACCAUGCCUGAGUGACUCAGACCAUCUGGCGCUGUUGGCCCAACACUUUUGCCAAAACUUGGUCU
Polychytrium aggregatum is the source of this 466-nucleotide messenger RNA. RefSeq names its product complex 1 protein-domain-containing protein. NCBI's taxonomy places the organism in Eukaryota, Fungi, Chytridiomycota, Chytridiomycetes, Polychytriales. The transcript is spliced from 2 exons. Gene Ontology annotation, cellular component: mitochondrion; L-cysteine desulfurase complex. Gene Ontology annotation, biological process: iron-sulfur cluster assembly. The record is from RefSeq and is a predicted model, not a curated record. The coding region runs from base 125 to 412 and encodes 95 amino acids.